UUUAUUACAAUUGUGUUUGCCUUUGAAACGUUAUGUCCUUGUUUGAGACUCCUGAGAAUUUAAAGCUGCUGCAAAAUCUUUUAAAUCCUCCAGCAGCAGCAGAAGAAGAAUCUGAUUUAGAAGAUGAUCAGGAAUGCUUGAUAAAAACAAGCAAAUUAAAUCCAGGUGCUAUAGGUUCUGCAGCAAACCUGAACAAUAAAAAAUCCUCUGCCCACAAAAAAACAAAAUCUCCCUAUGAUCCUCUCGAGUUGGAUGCCAAUUCCCAAAAACAACCCUCCACUUUAGAGGAAUGGCAGCAGCAACAUGAACAAGCAGAUAAAGAUAUUUUGGACUCACGCAAAUGCCCCUCCUAUACUCUAACCUAUCGUCAGGCUGUGGGCACUGAAGACGUAUUCCUACAAAUGGGCAAUCGCACCAAUGCUUCGGCCAGUUGUGAGGAUUUAGUAGUGGAUAUAUUGCUAACCAAUGAUGACACACCCUCGGACAAAAUGCAUUUAACCAUAACAGAGCAUGAAGUAGUUUUAGUCACAGCCAUUUAUCAUCUAAAAUUGCCACUAAUGCACCCGGUAAAUGUGGAUCGUUGUCGUGCUAAAUACCAGGCUGACCACAACAAAUUAACAUUGACUUUAAGGCUGCAAAGGGAAUUGGAUUUUGUGAAUUUUUGAAAAACUAAUAAAGAA
This is a messenger RNA of Calliphora vicina (urban bluebottle blowfly), 680 nucleotides long. RefSeq names its product Dynein axonemal assembly factor 6 (gene Dnaaf6). Gene Ontology annotation, molecular function: protein-folding chaperone binding; dynein intermediate chain binding. The transcript is spliced from 2 exons. Lineage: Eukaryota; Metazoa; Arthropoda; Insecta; Diptera; Calliphoridae. Bases 33 to 665 code for a protein of 210 amino acids. Gene Ontology annotation, cellular component: cytoplasm. Gene Ontology annotation, biological process: axonemal dynein complex assembly. The record is from RefSeq and is a predicted model, not a curated record.